This is a messenger RNA of Equus quagga, 1842 nucleotides long. RefSeq names its product protocadherin alpha-5-like. Gene Ontology annotation, cellular component: plasma membrane. The record is from RefSeq and is a predicted model, not a curated record. The annotation marks the transcript as partial. Gene Ontology annotation, biological process: homophilic cell-cell adhesion. The transcript has a single exon. Gene Ontology annotation, molecular function: calcium ion binding. Lineage: Eukaryota; Metazoa; Chordata; Mammalia; Perissodactyla; Equidae.
AUGGUAUAUUCCCAGAGAAGAAGUCCGGAAUCCCGGCGCCUGGUGCUGUCGCUUCUGCUCUUCACAGCUUGGGAAGCCGGGAGCGGCCAGGUCCACUACUCGGUCCCCGAGGAGGCCAAACACGGCACCUUCGUGGGCCGCAUCGCCCAGGACCUGGGGCUGGAGCUGGCGGAGCUGGUGCCGCGCCUGUUCCGGGUGGCGUCCAAAGGCCGCGGGGACCUUCUGGAGGUAAAUCUGCAGAAUGGCAUUUUGUUUGUGAAUUCUCGGAUCGACCGCGAGGAGCUGUGCGGGCGGAGCCUGGAGUGCAGCAUCCACCUGGAGGUGAUCGUGGACCGGCCGCUGCAGAUUUUCCAUGUGGAGGUGGAGGUGAAAGACAUUAAUGACAAUCCGCCAAGGUUCUUCCGACAAGAGCAGAGAUUAUUUAUUUUAGAGUCAAGAAUAGCGGAUUCCCGGUUUCCGCUAGAGGGCGCAUCUGAUAUGGAUAUAGGAACAAACGCAGAAUUGAGAUACAAGUUAAAUGCUAAUGAAUAUUUUGACUUGGAUGUUAAAACAAAUGAAGAAGAGACAAACUUUUUAGAGCUAGUUUUGAAGAAACCAGUAGAUAGAGAAGAAACGCAAGAACACCGUUUAUUACUGAUUGCAACUGAUGGAGGAAAACCUGAACUAACAGGUACAGUUCAGCUAUUGAUCAAUGUAUUGGACGCGAAUGAUAAUGCCCCGGAAUUUGACAAAUCAAUUUAUAAAGUUAGAUUAUUGGAAAAUGCCCCAAAUGGGACAUUAGUUAUUAGACUGAACGCCUCAGAUGCAGAUGAGGGCAUUAACAAGGAAAUAGUGUAUCUCUUUAGUGAUCUUGUUCUUGACAAUGUAAAAUCUAAAUUUACAAUCAAUUCUAAUAGUGGGGAAAUAACAGUUAAGGGAGAACUGGAUUAUGAAGACUGUAAUUUAUAUGAAAUUAAUAUUGAUGCUGUAGAUAAAAGUUCAUUCCCAUUAACUGGACACUGCAAAGUAAUAGUGAAAAUCCUGGAUGAGAAUGAUAAUACCCCAGAGUUGGUCAUAACCUCUCUAUCACUGCCAGUCCAAGAGGACGCCCCACUGGGCACCGUCAUCGCCCUAAUCAGUCUGUCCGACCAUGACUCUGGUGUGAAUGGGCAGGUGACCUGCACCCUGUCGCCUCAUGUCCCCUUCAAGCUGGUGUCCACCUUCAAGAAUUACUAUUCGCUGGUGUUGGACAACUCCCUGGACCGCGAGAGCGAAUCAAACUAUACAUUGGUGGUGACAGCACGGGAUGGCGGCUCACCUUCGCUGUCGGCCACAGCCAGGGUGUCCGUGGAGGUGGCCGACGUGAACGACAACGCGCCGGCGUUCCCGCAGCCCGAGUACACGGUGUUUGUGAAGGAGAACAACCCCCCCGGCUGUCACAUCUUCACGGUGUCUGCGCGGGACGCGGACGCGCAGGAGAACGCGCGGGUGUCCUACUCGCUGGUGGAGCGGCGCGUGGGCGAGCGUGCGCUGUCGAGCUACGUGUCGGUGCACGCGGAGAGCGGCAAGGUGUACGCGCUGCAGCCGCUGGACCACGAAGAGCUGGAGCUGCUGCAGUUCCAGGUGAGCGCGCGCGACGCGGGCGUGCCGCCUCUGGGCAGCAACGUGACGCUGCAGGUGUUCGUGCUGGACGAGAACGACAACGCGCCCGCGCUGCUGCCGCCUGGGGCGGGCGGCGGGGCCGGCGCGGUGAGCGAGCUGGUGUCGCGGUCGGUGGGCGCGGGCCACGUGGUGGCGAAGGUGCGCGCGGUGGACGCGGACUCUGGCUACAACGCGUGGCUGUCUUUCGAGCUGCAGCCGGCG